CGCGUUAGCGCUGACGUUGUCCAAAGGAGGAAAAUGGCGAUGGGUUGCUUGUCAAUGAGGGACACCGCGACUCCUGCAACAUUAACCUGCAAAAGACGAGUUGCUACAAUGGUCCCCGCGUCGUCUGGUGUGUUCAGCAGAAGCGCUCUGUUUGUUUUAUCCGUGGCGUUAAUGUUGCAGGCAGUUUUAGGAGACGGAAAGACUCUCGUUCUGCUGGACAAUCCCAACAUCAGAGACACUCAUUCAAUCUUCUUCCGCAGUUUAGCAGAUCGUGGGUUUGACCUUGCCUUCAAAACUGCUGAUGAUCCUGGUCUCUCUUUGAUCAAGUAUGGCCAAUUCCUCUAUGACCAUCUCAUCAUUUUCUCUCCAUCAGUGGAAGAUUUUGGGGGCAACAUCAAUGUAGAGACCAUUACAGCCUUCAUUGAUGGUGGAGGAAAUGUUCUCGUUGCUGCCAGCUCUGAUAUUGGUGAUCCUCUGAGAGAGCUAGGCAGUGAAUGUGGGAUUGAAUUUGAUGAGGAGAAAACUGCUGUUAUUGAUCACCAUAACUAUGACGUUUCUGAUCCUGGUGAGCACACCCUGAUUGUUGCAGACCCAGAGAAUCUUCUUAAAGCCCCGACUAUAGUUGGCAAGCCCACUGAUAAACCGGUCCUGUUCAAAGGUGUUGGCAUGGUGGCUGAUCCAGAUAACUCUCUGGUGCUGGACAUUCUGACAGGAUCUUCCACCUCUUACUCCUACUUCCCAGAUCGCCCCGUCACGCAGUAUCCUCAUGCAGUUGGAAAGAACACCCUCCUGAUCGCCGGUCUCCAGGCAAGAAACAAUGCACGUGUGGUUUUCAGCGGGUCACUGCACUUCUUCAGUGAUGCUUUUUUCAACUCCCCUGUGCAGAAGGCUGCCCCUGGGUCAAAGAGGUAUGAACAGACCGGUAACCAGGAGCUGGCUGAGGCCCUGUCUCGCUGGGUGUUUAAGGAGGCUGGUGUUCUGAGGGUUGGGGCUGUUACCCAUCAUCCAGUUGGAGAGAGCACUCCCCCUGCUGCCUACACCAUCACGGACCUUGUGGAAUACAGCAUUGUGAUUGAGAUGUUGUCUGGUGGAAAGUGGGUGCCUUUUGAUGGAGAUGACAUUCAGCUGGAAUUUGUCAGAAUUGAUCCAUUUGUUAGAACCUACCUCAAGAAAAAUGGUGGAAAAUACAGUGUACAGUUCAAGCUUCCAGAUGUUUAUGGAGUUUUCCAGUUCAAAGUUGACUACAACAGACUUGGCUACACACACCUGUACUCUUCAACCCAGGUUUCUGUCCGCCCCUUGCAGCAUACCCAAUAUGAGCGCUUCAUCCCCUCUGCCUUUCCAUAUUAUGCCAGUGCCUUCUCUAUGAUGGCAGGACUCUUUGUUUUCAGUGUCGUCUUUCUACAUAUGAGAGAAAAAGAGAAGUCUGAUUAAAAUGAGAAUUAGUGAGCAGGAGUGCAAGAAAAUGUAAAAACAAAAAUGGUGUUUAGACCUCUGGCUGUCAGAAAUAGAAAUAUGAUGGUAUGGGGUCUGUUUGGUAAGUUGGAGGUUGUUUUUUUUUUUUUUUUAAGGGGGUUGAGUAGUUUAACAAUAUGUUUUGGUUUUCUGGUUUGCCAACUGGUCAUUUAAAGUGAUUUGGGACAUGCGUCAUUUUUUAUUUGUACAAAAUGCAAAUUGAAUUGGUUUUUAUGAUACAUGCACUGAUGUUUUGGCUCUUGCUAUGAAAAUUUCAUUUUGAAAUUUACCAUUUGUAAAAAGAGGAAUGGAUUCUCAAAAUGUGGUUGAAAUACAUGAAAACAGUAAAGUUUUAACAUUCCACCACUAAA
Messenger RNA from Carassius gibelio (silver crucian carp), 1826 nucleotides. RefSeq names its product dolichyl-diphosphooligosaccharide--protein glycosyltransferase subunit (non-catalytic) (gene ddost). The record is from RefSeq and is a predicted model, not a curated record. The transcript is spliced from 11 exons. Bases 34 to 1434 code for a protein of 466 amino acids. Lineage: Eukaryota; Metazoa; Chordata; Actinopteri; Cypriniformes; Cyprinidae. Gene Ontology annotation, cellular component: oligosaccharyltransferase complex; endoplasmic reticulum membrane.